AUGGAUACGGACACGGGGCAUGAAACGGUCCGCAGAGAGCGGCCGUGGCUCUUCCCAUGGAACCGAAAGCUUCGGCAUUUGCAGAGUAUUUCAGUCCGCAACCUGGUCGUUACUCCUCCCCCGACUCGGGCCCGUGGCAAGACCAUUGAUGAUGACGAUAUCCCGAAUACCCUCCAAACACCUUCCAAGAUCCUAUCGCAGGACUCGAGGUCCCCUCUACACUCCUCGCGGUCGUUUACCGACCUCAAAUCACGCGCCAGUCAUGAUGCACAAGCGACGAAACAGCCCGAGGUGCGUUCGCGACGCCGAAGUACCUUGUUUUGGAACGACCCCAAUCCUCGAACUCGGCAGAUCAAAUUAGAAGACAUUACCAACAGUCGUAUGGCGGACACCUUCUUCUCUCUACAUUGCGAGGGUCUGGAGGAGCCAGUUUACAUCAGUGAAGUUGUUGACCGCGCAACCAAUCCCAACUUCCGAGCUUUCGACUUGAACCUAUGUGGUCCCUUUGUCUCUCGGAUGGAUGAAUUAACCCUGAAGCUUUGGACUAAAACAGUGAAUAUGCCCGAGUUUGUUCUACUGGUCGAGCUACAGGUACAUCUACGGUCGUUGCAGUUCCUAGGAAAGACAUUAGAGAGCUUCCAUCAGCCGCUUCCAGCAAAUUCAAUUCUCUUCCACUUCUCGGAUGGAGUGUAUACCAACCUGACCGACCUUCCACCAGUCGAAGCGUCGCUACAAAGCGGAACACAAAAGGCUGUUGCGGAUGGCACCACAUUGCCUACAUCAUCAUAUGAUGCUUUGAUGCGAUUGGCCAAUCUGGACGAGUGCGUGCAAGACGCCUUGGUUACCAGGGAGAAGCUAGAAACACAAAUAAGCACCAUUCUCCGAGAGAAUGAGCUUGCACUCAAGACCGUGAGCGAUGCUGCUGAGGCGCAAGAGAAGCUUUCUCGAACUAAGCAAGCGGUUUCCGCCGAGCGCAAACGUGUGCGCGCUGCAACCAAGCGCAAAGAGGAGCUCAUUGCCAGUAUCAAGAUGCGAAAAGAAGCUAUGGAAGAAGGACGACGUGCGCAAGAAAAGACGCGCAGUCACCUCCCUGACGCUCAAGAAAAGUUGGUAUCUAGCGAAAAACUGCUCAACCACACAGGAGAGGACACCAAGGGUCAAACACGGCGUAUCUCGGAAGACCUCUUGUCCAUUUACCCUAUUGAACCCAUCCCCGACAAACCUUUGGUCUUCACUAUUGCUGGCUUACCUCUCCCGAACUCAUCUUUUGAAGAUACUGACCGUGAAGUGAUCGCGGCGGCAUUAGGCCAUGCAGCUCAUCUAGUGUAUCUGCUUUCUUUCUAUCUGUCAGUGGCCCUGCCCUAUCCGAUCAAUGCAAAUGGGUCAACUUCGUUCAUUCAAGACCCCAUUUCCGCCUCUCUUCCGCAACGCACCUACCCCCUGUACCCAGUGAGCGUGCAUUACCGGUUCGAGUACGGUGUGUUUCUCCUCAACAAAGAUAUUGAAUAUAUUCUCAACAAGCAGGGGUUGCGCAUUCUGGACAUCCGCCAUACCCUUGCCAAUCUCAAAUAUCUCCUCUAUGUCCUGACCGCUGGCACUUCGGAGAUCCCAGCGCGCAAAGCUGGUGGUAUCCGGGGGCUUGCUGGACGCUUGACGCCUAACUUGUCUCGACGGGGCAGCAUGGAAAGUGCAGCCUCUGGAGAGCUAGUACAGCCUCGCAAAGCUUGGGAAUCCGUUUCCAAAAUGAACGUGAGCCUAGCGAGCAUGAGUCUCACCCCGGAUGGAGGCAAACCAGUCCCAGUCCACCACUAG
Molecule: messenger RNA, 1812 nt
Organism: Penicillium nucicola
Lineage: Eukaryota; Fungi; Ascomycota; Eurotiomycetes; Eurotiales; Aspergillaceae
Product: putative UV radiation resistance protein (UVRAG)
Exons: 2
Coding region: 1-1812 (603 amino acids)
Biological process (GO): SNARE complex assembly
Cellular component (GO): endosome; lytic vacuole
Molecular function (GO): SNARE binding
Source: RefSeq, a predicted model, not a curated record